Molecule: messenger RNA, 1800 nt
Organism: Miscanthus lutarioriparius
Lineage: Eukaryota; Viridiplantae; Streptophyta; Magnoliopsida; Poales; Poaceae
Source: the annotation of a GenBank genome assembly
AUGGGGAGUUCAUGCGUGAACCUCUCCCGCGCCGUCCUCCCCGGCUUCGGCGCCGCCGCCGCCGCCAAGGGAGGAAGCCGACGCCGUGGCCUCCUUCUUCCGUUGAUGUCAUCGGAGCGGCGGCACGGCGGUGCCGCGGUGGUGGUGUGCUGUACUUCGUCGUCCUCUACUACGACUGCUGCCGGCUCAUCGUCAAGGGCGCCGUCGUCGUCCUUCCCGGCGCACGACGGGCUCGGUGGCCGCGAUCCGCCAGGAGCCGCCGGCGGGAUUGGUGUUGCCGAGUUUCUCGGCGGCAAGAACUUCCUCAUCACCGGCGGCACCGGUUUCCUGGCAAAAGUUCUUAUCGAGAAGAUCUUGAGGACAAAUCCUGACGUUGGCAAGAUAUACGUGCUCAUCAAGGCCAAGGACAGCGAAGCAGCGUUGAGGAGAUUGCAAAAUGAGGUCGUAGACACGGAGCUGUUCAAAUGCCUGCAGGAGAUCCACGGGGAAGGCUACGACAGCUUCAUCGCAACAAAGCUGGUCCCCGUCGUCGGCGACGUCAGGGAAGCCAACGUCGGCAUUGCGCCCGACCUCGCCGACGAGAUCGCCGACCAAGUGGACGUCAUCAUCAACUCGGCGGCCAACACCACGUUCGACGAGCGGUACGAUGUCGCCAUGGAAAUCAACACCGUGGGGCCGUUCCGGAUCAUGAGCUUCGCGCAGCGGUUCCGGCGGCUCAAGCUCUUCUUGCAAGUGUCUACAGCCUAUGUGAAUGGGCAGAGGCAAGGCCUGGUGCUGGAGAACCCGUUUCGCAUGGGAGACACCAUAGCCAAAGAGCUGGGUUCCUCAUCAGGUUCUGAAGAAGAAGGGUAUAAGAUCCCCGUGCUGGACAUCGAGGCAGAGAUCAAGCUGGCCUUCUCCUCCAGAAGACACUCCGAUGAUUCUCCAUCGUUUGCUCAAGAAAUGAAAGAUUUGGGCCUAGAGAGGGCAAAACUCCAUGGGUGGCAAGACACCUAUGUGUUCACCAAGGCCAUGGGAGAGAUGGUCAUCAACUCCAUGCGAGGAGAGAUACCAGUGGUCACCAUCAGGCCCAGCGUCAUCGAGAGCACCUGGAGGGACCCAUUCCCGGGCUGGAUGGAAGGGAACAGGAUGAUGGAUCCUGUGAUCCUCUACUACGGGAAAGGCCAGCUGAGCGGGUUCCUCGCCGACCCAGAUGGUGUUCUUGAUGUGGUCCCGGCGGACAUGGUGGUGAACGCGACGCUGGCGUCGAUGGCGAAGCACGGCGGCGGCGCGGCGUCGGGCCCCGGGAUGCACGUGUACCACGUGUCGUCGUCGACGGUGAAUCCGCUGGUGUUCGGCGACCUGAGCCGGUUCCUGUUCCACCACUUCACACGGUGCCCCUACAGCGACGCGGCGGGGCAGCCCAUUCUGGUGCCGCCCAUGCGCCUGUUCGACACCAUGGAGCAGUUCGCCAGCUACGUGGAGACGGACGCGCUGCGGAGCGUCCGGGCGUCCUCGUCCUCGUCGCCGGCGCUGGCGCAGCGUGCGCGCGACCUGUGCGCCAGGUCCGUGGAGCAGACCGUCCACCUGGGCAGCAUCUACCAGCCCUACACCUUCUACGGCGGCCGCUUCGACAACGGCAACACGGAGGCGCUGUUCGCGGCCAUGUCGCCGGCGGAGAGGGCGCGGUUCCACUUCGACGUCCGGAGCGUCGACUGGAGGGACUACAUCACCAACGUCCACAUCCCAGGCCUCCGGAAGCACGUCAUGAAGGGCAGGGGCGUCGCCGCCAACCAGCUGCUCGCCAGCACCUCCGUGUGA